This is a messenger RNA of Rhineura floridana, 3479 nucleotides long. RefSeq names its product serum/glucocorticoid regulated kinase 2 (gene SGK2). The coding region runs from base 515 to 1606 and encodes 363 amino acids. The transcript is spliced from 16 exons. The record is from RefSeq and is a predicted model, not a curated record. Gene Ontology annotation, molecular function: protein serine/threonine kinase activity; ATP binding. Gene Ontology annotation, biological process: protein phosphorylation. Lineage: Eukaryota; Metazoa; Chordata; Lepidosauria; Squamata; Rhineuridae.
CUCAGGAGGGAAGAAGGCAUGGCAAGCUUGGAUUCCCACAGCUGCUGUCGUGUCUCAUGCAGUGUGGUUUAACAGCAUGGGAGACAAAAUGUGCAGGAGAGCUGACCUUAACAUUUGCAGAAGGGCAUAAGAUCAGAGGCCUUCAAACUACCUCUCGGUAUUCCUUGCUGCCCAGAUUGCCAGGAUACUAUCAAUCGGACAAGAAAGCUGUUGCAGAAUUUCCCCAAAACUGCAUCUACAUCUCCAGGCUGACUUGAUGCACCCAUCUGGGACAAAGACCCUCUUUGAAACAUUGGGAAAGACAAAAGAAAAGCAGGACAAUUCCGGAUAGUAUCCUUGGAAGGGGAGGCUGGAGGUUGCCGUUUACAGGACAUCACUCGCUGGGUUCCAAAUUUUUGCUUCUGCGCUCAUAUCUGAAUAAGAUCUCAUAAAGCACGGGCGAGAGAGGUUGGAAAAGACGAUCAAGACUUCCAGUUCCAGACUGUGCUUCUAUGUUGAAAGGGUUGCCGCCUUAAUGGACCAUUCCAAAAGCCCAGAUGAUAACAGCCAGCCUUCAUCACCGACUGAUAACAUCAACCUUGGACCUUCUGCUAAUCCCAAUGCCAAGCCAACAGAUUUUGACUUUCUAAAGAUAAUUGGCAAAGGUAGCUUUGGAAAAGUUCUUUUGGCAAAACACAAGUCUGAUGGGAAGUUCUAUGCGGUGAAAGUUCUGCAGAAGAAAUUUAUCCUCAAGAAAAAAGAGCAAAAUCACAUAAUGGCUGAACGCAAUGUGCUACUGAAGAAUGUGAAACAUCCUUUCCUCGUGGGGCUCCACUAUUCCUUCCAGACCAAAGAGAAGCUUUACUUUGUACUGGACUAUGUAAAUGGAGGAGAGCUGUUCUUCCAUUUGCAAAGAGAACGUUGCUUCCGUGAACCUCGAGCAUGCUUCUAUGCAGCUGAAAUGGCCAGUGCAGUAGGAUACCUCCAUUCGCUGAACAUCAUCUACAGGGACUUAAAGCCUGAAAAUAUCCUCUUGGAUUGUCAGGGUCAUAUAGUACUGACAGAUUUUGGACUUUGCAAAGAAGGAAUGGAGCCAGAAGAAACAACAUCUACUUUUUGUGGCACCCCAGAGUACUUGGCUCCAGAAGUGCUGAAGAAACAGCCCUAUGACAGGACUGUAGACUGGUGGUGCCUUGGAGCUGUCCUCUAUGAAAUGCUGUUUGGUUUGCCUCCAUUUUACAGCCGAGAUGUGUCUCAGAUGUACGAUAAUAUUCUGCACAAACCACUUCAGAUUCAAGGAACCAAGACCAUCGCAGCUUGUGAUAUCCUGCAGGGACUUCUCCACAAAGAUCAGAAGAAAAGACUGGGAGCCAAGACAGACUUUCUUGAGAUAAAGAACCAUGUAUUCUUCAGUCCAAUAAACUGGGAUGAUUUGUAUAAUAAGAGGAUCACUCCUCCAUUUGAUCCAAAUGUGGCUGGUCCUGCUGAUCUACGGCAUUUUGACCCAGAAUUUACUCGGGAAGCAGUCUCUAGCUCCAUCAUACGUACCCCUGAUUUAGCUGCUAGUAGUUCCAGUGCCACAGAUGCUUUUCUGGGUUUUUCUUAUGCACCGAAUGAUGAAGACUAAAGCAACCUGUGUAAAUGAGGCUUGAGAAACCCAGUUUUCGCUCUUUAUAUGAACAGAGAGGAAGCUACUACACUUUGACUAAUCUUCUAACUGGAACAGAACCAAGUUCUUCUGCCUUGAAAUACAAGACCUCAUGAUGUGAAUGUUUCUCUGAGGAAAUGCUGAUUAUCCUGUCUAGAAUUAGUUUAUUUCUACAGACUUGAACUCAUUUAAUGAUACAAUCUUGUGCCAAAAUUGAUGUCCUCUUAUGGGAAUGCAGGUUAACCUCUGUUUGGAUUGCCACCGAAGAUAUUCUAGAUAACCAAUUGUUCUGGCUUUGGUAGGUUUACAUUUGGUAUGCUACCUUUUGGAUUCUUUGACACCUUAACUUAUGGUGCUACUCCAGCUAGGUCCAUGUUUUCUGGUUACAUACUCAGGCCAGGGAUAGCCGUCCAGAUAUUGUUGGGCUACAGCUCCCAUCAUCUCCAAACACUGGACAUGCUGCCAGGAGCUGAUGGGAGUUGUAGUCCAAAAACAUUUGUAGGGUUCCACAUUGGCUACCCCUAAGGGAUACUUAGAAAAGGCCUUUGGGGCUGCCUGGAGAAUCCAGGAGCCUCCUCCCCAGUUCCUUGUAACUAACAGAAGUGAUGCAAACUAUAAUUUGCAUGAGCGUUUCUUUUCACAACUGAAAGCACUGCUCCCCACUUAACUGGCACUGAUGGGAGUAGCCCUAUCACAUCACUAGAUUUAGUGAUUUUUCAUUUUACCUUGAAAAUGUUGCCAACUCACACUGCUAACAUUUCCCCCCCCUUGUACCUGAAAUCUACACAGCAGUAAGUGUCUGGUCAUAACUACCUCUUUAGUGCCUGGAUAAAGAAUAGGCAAUGGAUUUUGUUUUUAAAAACAUAAAGCAAAAAAUAGAUCUGUUUUUAAAAGACCUGCUGAUUAAGAGAACAGAAGAAUGGUACUAAUGUGUCAUCUUUUAUUUCCAAAACAGAGAGCGCCAGCCUCCAGCUGGUACAACUAUAGCUGCCUCAGUGAGCAGUUUCAUUACCCUGGUUUUACACCAAAUUGUUAUCUGUCCCAGGGUGUUCUUAUAGAACACUUUAAUCAUUGAUCUGCCAGUCUGAAUAAUUUCAGAUUAUCCAUUCUUCAUAGACUGGUAAGGGGUCUUUUUACAAAACAUGAAUAUACAAGUUCUUGGAUUAAAUAACCAAGCAAGCUGUUUCUAUAAAUGAUUUUCUCCUGCUGCCAGUAGCAGCCAAAGGCAAAACAUAUCCACCCUGCUGAUGAACUAUGAGGAAGGGGGAGUAGAGUUGUCUAGAAUGUGCUGCCAGUAUGCAUAUGAGCACAAAUGUGAAUGCAUUUACUGAUCUGAUGUAAAGCAGAACUUUCUUUUUGCUCUUUAAAACAGCACAAAGAUCAAGGUGUAUAGCCACCUGGGGUACAGAGAACCCAGCUGUGAUAAGUAACGCAUACUAUUGUAUAUUAAUGACUGCCACUUUGGGUGCCUUUGUACCUGCCUUUAAAAAACAACAGCUAUGCCCAGGUCUAGUUUGAAAAGCAUCCAUUCUGUCUAUGCAUUUUAAUUUUUACAAACUACAACAUUGAACUAUGUAUUAAGAAAUGCCUCUAGUGUCCAGGCUUGCUGUGGGAAUCCUUUUUUUCUCUUUGUUGUCAAGGCUACAGUGGGGGACAAAAUGAAUUGGUUCAUAUGACAGUCUUGCCUGACUGCUCCUCUCUGGAUCUUGUUGAUAUGCUGAGAUAACUCCAUAACUGUGUUGAAAGACACUUGCAUUUUAUCUUAUGCUCUUCCCUUAGCCCCAGUUUUUAUUCUGUUUAAUAUUUAACACAUUAAUAAAAAUGUAUAAUAUGUUUUAAAGAGAACUGUUGC